AGAGAGGGUAGAUAAAAGAAAGAGGUGAGACAAAGGGGGUAAGGAUAACUAGUGAGGUGGAAAACAGGGAGAGUGUGAGAAGAAAGGCUGAGUGGGUAUAUAACAAACAUAAGGGGAAUCAGAGUCACCAGCUGAAGGAGAAGCGAGAGAAAGGAGGAAGGAGUGGGACAGGCAAAACACAGGUGAGAGACAUUUAGGGAACAAAUUACAGGAAAAAAGGAUAUAAUAGGAGGGAGGAAAAGGGAUAACAGUGAAAACCAAAGGAGAGGAGAAAAGAGGGCAGGGUAGCAGGUGAGAGAUUAUGAACAAGCGCUCAGGUGCGAGACAGACAGAUGCAGCAGAGUUAUACUGGGCAAAGCUGACUGGUAAGUGGGAAAAAGAGUUGGCUAAAAAGCGAGUGCAGAUGUCAGGCACAGAGAGAGAGGGUGAGAGAGAGUCUUAAAAAAAUAAAUAUAGGUAUAAAAGGGAAGGGACAGGCUGAAGUACUAUGAGAUGAAAGGAACACCAGUGAGAAUGCAGAAAUCCAAAUAAAAGUACUCAGAGACAGAUCAAAAGCAACAGACAGGAGUCAGGAGAGUAAGGGGAAAGAGGUAAGAGAACAAUCAGGAGAGAGAGCAAAAGCAUAAACAGUAAAAGAGUGAGAGAGAUUACAGAGUGAGAAAAAAAAAAUCUACUGACGGAGAGAGACAGAGCGGUGUUGACAGACAGAAAUUAAUCAAUAGGCAGACAGGAAGAGAGGCAGGAGAGAAAAGAGGCAGUGAAAGAGAGACUGUUUAUAAAAGAGAGGGAAAAGGAGAGAGAGAGAGUGAGAGGCAGCGAGUGAGAAGAGAGAGAUAGAGGAGGAGAGGGGGGAGGAAGGGGGGCAUCCAUUUUUGUGGCGGGGAUUUGAGCUGCUUUUGUGUAACUCUCCCUGAGAGAUCGCAUGCUUGAUGAAAGGCCCUUAGAAAAUGCAAAUUGCAGCACGCAUGAAAAGCACAAAGAGGCAUCUCGCUGUCCCUGCCAUGGGUUUAAUUCUUCACCAACCACGUAGCGCUGACGUCGGGAGCAGAUAAUCUCUUCUCUGCCCGGGAGUGUGAGUAUAACACACAGACUUUCCUGCUCGGGGAACACUAUUUUAUCCAUUUAUUGUACAGGAUUCAUGGCUCUGAUCUAUCUAUAGGGUGUUGGGUGUGCGGAUGGGACAGGGAGUGGGGAAGGAAUGUAUAUUUUUUAAUGGGUGUGAUGUUGUUUGUUUGUUUAAUGGGAAAAGAAGGGAGGAAAAAAAUGAAAUAUUGGUAAAAAAACUUAGCAGGUGCAAGUGAGGAGGGGGAGAGAGGGAGGGUGGAAAGAGUAACAGAAAUAGAGAGGGAGAGGGAAAGGAGAGAGAGAGAGAAAGAGAGAAAGAAACAGAGAGAGAGAGGGGAAGGAAGAAAAAAGGAGAGAGGGAAACGGAGAGAGGGGGCGGAGAAACGGAUGGGGAGAGAAGGAGAGAAACAGAAAGAGGAACGGGAGACGGGAGUAAGGAAGAGAAGAAGAACGAGAAAAGACGGAGGGAGAGGGAUACAUAGAAACACAGUAUAGAACCGGGGUGGGAGAAAAGAGACAAGUGUCAACAUGCAGAAUUAGAAAUAGUGUAGUUAAGAAAGAAAGAUCCUCUAAACCAGGGAAAGAAACAUUAUGGAACAACAGGGAGACAGAGCAGUCAGCACCCACUGCUGGAAAAAUCCAGUUGGACACCUCAGAGAUGGACUCUGCCCCACCAAUUUUUGCUCAGGCACCCCCACCAUCUCAACAAUCCCCUUCCAUAUCUCAUCUUAACCCAUCAUCUUCUCCACAACCUAUACCCCAGGAGGCAAGUCAAUCCCCUGCCUCCCCUCAACCUGCUUUUCCUCCUCCCCCUCUGUCACCAAUCCAUGUCUCUUCCCCACCUGAUCCUUGUUCCCCUACUUCUACCAUUCCUCAGGUUAACUGUCUCUCUCUUCCCACUAAUGGGUCACCUUCCAUACCCUCUGCUGUAGCUCAAACCAGCCCUCUGACUGCCUCUCUUCCCCUCUCCUCUCCUCCAAUCUGCCAUGUUCCAGUCUCAUUGUGCCACUCUCCAGAGGAUCUUUCCCCCGAAACUGUUACAGUCUAUCCCACAGCGGUUACUCCGUGUCCUUCUUCCAUAUCUCUUUCUCCACCACCACCCUCUAUUUCCUCACCUCCAGCCUCACCUUUGCCCCCACAAUCUUCACCAUACCCGCCAGCUGACUCUCCAGCUCCAUCAACACCUUCAGAAUCUAUUUCACCCUCUGAUCCAGCCAUCUCCUCCCCACAAAAUCCUGAGACAUCUCCUUUCUUUUCUCUCCCUCCAACUUCCCCCUCUCCUCCUCCAUCUUCCUUAUCUCCAUCUCAGGCUUCUCCAUCUCCACCUCCACCCUCCCCGCCUAACCCAGCAUCCCUUCUUGGCCUUUCUUUUGCUGAUGAAGAAUUGGAUCUUCAACGUCAUUCCAAUGGUUUUUCUGAUGGCACGAGCUCCAAAUCCAGGCAGUUCCCCUGCACAAUUUGUGGAAAGCAGUUUAGAUUUAUCAGUAUCCUGUCUCUACACGCAAGUACCCACAGAGUGCGAGGGCCACUUGCAAAAGGGCGUGGAGAAAACAAAACUAUCUUUGGGUCAAAUUCCGAGAGGCCCUUGGUACUAGGGAAUCAUCAUCAAAAGGAACCAACUUCUCCAGUUACUACAGAUCCUGUAUCAGAAGACACACAUGAGCCAGUCCCUCUGUUGUCUAUCCCUCCUCCACUUCCACCACUCCGUCACCCUUGUCCUUUUUGCAAGGGUAAAUUUCGUAAGGCAGCUGAGCUUGAAAGGCACCUUCGCAUACUUCACCGCCCUUAUAAAUGCCACCUAUGUGACUUUGCAGCUUCACAAGAAGGGGAGCUAGUUGUACAUGUUGAAAGGAGACAUGCUGUUCCACAGCGGCCUAAAAUUGCUCCACCUCUGCCUCCCCCAGUACCAAUUCCAGCCACACCCACUGCUGAGUUCAAAUGCGAGAUCUGCUCCCAAAGUUUCACCCAGUCCUGGUUCUUGAAAGGCCACAUGCGCAAGCAUAAGGACUCUUUUGAUCAUCGAUGCUCAGUGUGUGGACGAUGCUUCAAGGAGUCUUGGUUUUUGAAGAAUCAUAUGAAGGUUCAUUUAGGGAAGAUAAAAACUCCAGGAGGGCAGGAGACUGCAGGUCAUCCAUCAGCCCAAUCUUCUCAUACCACCACAUCAAAUUCUCCAUCCUCCUCCUCCAGACUGCUUGGAUAUCAAAGCUUUUAUUCUGGCCUUUUAAUGAGGCUGCCUCCAGCUGGAGAUGCCACCUGUUCCCAGAUGCUUCAAGCUACAGCCAGAGCAGUGCAAGGGGGAGAGGUAGACCAUGAUGUGACAGGUUCUGCUGGAAGAGGGUCUAUGGGAGAAGGAUCUGCUGCUAAGGUUAUGCUUCCCCAGGGCUCUGGUGGCAUUGUACUGAAGAGUGUUGGAUACACAGAUAAAAAUGGAUGGAGUGUCAGCACACAGGCAGAGCGACCCCGUGGAGCAACUGGCAGAGAUUGUCCUUUCUGCGCCAAGUCUUUUCGUUCUUCCCACCACCUAAAGGUGCACCUUCGAGUACACACAGGAGAACGUCCAUAUAAAUGCCCUCACUGUUCUUAUGCUGGAACUCAGUCUGGCUCCUUAAAAUAUCAUCUCCAGCGUCAUCACCGGGACUCCAAACUCUCUGCUGCUGCACCUUUGAGGGGUAAGAAUGUUCAACCAAGUGCUUCGCAGCAAGAGAGACUCCUGCCCUCAGUCCCUACUGGCUGGGGGACCUCUUGUGCAGAUCUACCACCUCCAUGUGAGGAUGGAGCUUCACUGCCACUUCGUCUACAUUUGGCUGAAGGUCAUGGUCCCAAUGUAUUUCCUCGUGUGGCUGGAAGAGGGGGCCAAAGAAGAAGAAGUCCUUCGCACCAACCAGCUAAUGGGAGGCCAGAUCACGAGCCACUUGAUUUGUCCCAAGGAAAUCCUUUCCACCGUUGCAUGUACUGUCCUUUUGUCACAUCUGUCGGUGAACUGAUGAGUCUGCAUCUUCAAGUUCAUCAUGGAAGGCGAUCUCGCAGAAAGGGAGGGUAUAUCAGAGGCAGGCCAAGGCCUGUGCUAUCACCUCAAUCACAAGGUCCCAGUCUGAGAGAUAGUCCUGGACAGUGUGAUAGUACAGAGUGACCUAAUGUACUACAGGGCAGUUGGUAUCUGAAGUGCCCAGAGACUGCCCAAUUUCCAUGUUCCACAUGAACAUAGCCUGGGGUAAGAUGAAAGUUUAUAAAGGGAAAAGAGGGUGAAGAAACUAGUAAAGUUAAGGCAGCUAGUGAAGGGGGGAAACUAGGAAUGGGGGGAGAAGGUGAGAUUGCUAGGAUAUCAACUGGUAGUGUAAACCGGUUAAGAAACAUAGAAAGCAAUGUAUAUGAAAAGAAAGUAAGAUAAUCGAACUGGACAUGAGCAGGUACAAGGGCUGAUGUGGAAAAGAGACAGUCAGUCAGAGUCAAUGAUAUCCUUUCCCUGGGAGACAUCGAGUGGCAGACAGGACAUUAGUAAUUCCAGACAUUGAAUUCUUAAAGGUCAGACAGCUAAUGAUGGUAUUAGAUAAAGAUUGAGUAAUAAUUGGGAGUUUGUGAAAGAGAAAAAGAUCAUAGAGUUUGAAAGACUAAACAGUAUGAAAGUGUUUAGAGACAGGAUCAGAGAAAUCACUAUUCAGAUUGAUUGCAACAUAUCAGAGUUAAGAAAUAAGUACUGAUAGAAGUAGGAUCACAGACUGUUAAGUGUUAGAAUGGGAGACAAUAGAGAUAGACUUAAAGAGAAAGCUAGUGAUAAGGUAGACAAGUUAGUGACCAUGAUUAUUUUGCCCCAGAGACAUUCCUUAUGGUUUCUGGUUGAGACUGAGACUUUAUUUUUGAUAUUAUGAUUCAGACCCUCAUUCAGAUCCAUCUACAUGUAGAUGUCCCUAUUACACCCUCACCCCUGGUCCCAAUUCCCUACCAAUUUAGGUUUCAACACAGAAAAAAUACAUUUUCCUGUUUAGAGAUUUAUAUAUUUUUUUUUAUUCUUUUCUUGUAGAAAAAAAAAAGAGAUCUGGAAAAAAUGAAAAAAAAAAGUAAAUGAAAUAAAAUUUGUCUUAAAGUAACAAAAA
Spea bombifrons (plains spadefoot toad) is the source of this 5156-nucleotide messenger RNA. It is a transcript of the gene ZNF219, whose product is annotated as zinc finger protein 219. Lineage: Eukaryota; Metazoa; Chordata; Amphibia; Anura; Pelobatidae. Gene Ontology annotation, cellular component: nucleus. The transcript is spliced from 4 exons. The record is from RefSeq and is a predicted model, not a curated record. Gene Ontology annotation, biological process: regulation of DNA-templated transcription. The coding region runs from base 1724 to 4195 and encodes 823 amino acids. Gene Ontology annotation, molecular function: RNA polymerase II cis-regulatory region sequence-specific DNA binding; DNA-binding transcription factor activity, RNA polymerase II-specific.